This is a messenger RNA of Haemorhous mexicanus (house finch), 1964 nucleotides long. It is a transcript of the gene KASH5, whose product is annotated as KASH domain containing 5. Gene Ontology annotation, cellular component: nuclear outer membrane; chromosome, telomeric region; meiotic nuclear membrane microtubule tethering complex. The transcript has 16 exons. The record is from RefSeq and is a predicted model, not a curated record. The coding region runs from base 646 to 1938 and encodes 430 amino acids. Lineage: Eukaryota; Metazoa; Chordata; Aves; Passeriformes; Fringillidae. Gene Ontology annotation, molecular function: dynein complex binding. Gene Ontology annotation, biological process: spindle assembly; actin filament organization; chromosome localization to nuclear envelope involved in homologous chromosome segregation.
CGCCACCAGGGACGGAGACAGGGCCAGGGCCAUCGCCUGCUCCUGCCUCAGGGCACCCAACAGCACCCACAAGAGCCCGUGGGUGCUCCCCCACGGCCGCUGCCCCACGGCUGCCCCCCAGAACAUCUUCCCCAGGGGCUGCAAGGAGAGAGUCCAGAGCUGGCUGGCCGGAAACCUGGUCACCAUCGUGGGGGUUUGCAUCGGCAUCGGCCUGGGGGAGCUCUCCCUGCUGAUGCUGUCGAUGUUCCUGCUACGGAACCUGGACUCCCGCUACGAGAAGCUGCUGCGGGGGCUCUGAGGGGGCCGGGGCGGUGUGGGGGGAAGCACGGAGGGCUUUGUCCUUCAAUAAAAGCCGUUGGGAAGCAGCGGAACCGAGACGGGACCGGGACGGCACCGGGAACGCGCGACCCGCGUGGAGCAGCGGGCCACGCCCCUUCCCUCUGUCCCCGCCCCUUGCUCCGCCCCUUUCUCUCAGGGCGGGAAGGGCUCGCGCCAGGCCCCGCCCCUCUCCUCCGCCGUGAGGCGAAUCCCCCCCCCCCACCUCCCCCUCAGCCCCUCGGCGCUCCCGGGACCCCCCGAGACCCUCGACAAUCCCCGGCUGCGCCGCGGGGCAGCGGCGGCACCCCCGGAGCGGCCCCGAGAGCCAUGGCUGCAGAGGUUCCCUGCGCCCCGGGCGCCGUCAUCACCCUGCCAGCCCCUGCCGAGAGCGGCUGCUCGGACGAGUUUGCCCUGGACUGCACCUUUGCCGCCUGCGACCCCGAGCGUACAGGGCUGGUGCAGCCGCAGCGGGUGGUGGAGUACGUGGCAGCGAUGACCGGGCACAACGGGCACGAUGGGCGGCUGCAGGCGCUGCAGCGGGCGCUGGACCCCACGGCCGCGGGCACGGCGCUGGACUGGAGCCGGUUCCGCAGCGCCAUGGGUGCCUGGAUCGCAGCGUGCCGGCAGGACGGGGCCGAGGAGCAGGACAUGGCCACUGGUGACACUGGGGCAGUGCCAGCAGAGGACGAAGGACACGCAUUGCCAGCCACCGCCCCGCUCCAGGGUGACAACACGGACGUCACCAGCCCCAGCGCCGAGGCCGCAGGUCUGCGGAGCCGUGCCCGGCAGCUGGCGGCCCAGAACGCCAAACUGCAGCGGGAUGCCGAGCUGGCCGAGGAGCUCAACACCCGCCUGGCCGAGGAGAUUGCGCAGCUCCAGGCGCAGCUGCGAAGCAGCCGGCAGGCGCUGGAGCAGGCCAGGGUGGCCGUGGAGGAGCUGGACGACAUGAAGGCCGUGGUGAAGCGGCUGGAGGAGGAGAACACCGAGCUCCGGCGGCAGGCACGGCACACGGAGAAGGAGCAGCACAGCCUGUGCUCGCGGGCCGAGGGCCUACAGGAGGAGAACCAGCGGCUCCUCGCCGAGGGCCAGGGACUGCGGGAACAGAUCCAGGCGCAGGCAGCUCGGAUGGCCAGCCUGGAGGCCCAGCUCUGCCGUGGCACUGCCCUGCUCUCUGCCCGGGAUGCGGCCCUUGCCCAGGCAGGGCAGCGGGCCCAGGAGCUGACAGCAGCACUGGAGGAGUACGAGCGGAUGGUGCAGGAAUUGCGCCUGGAGACGACGCGGCUGCGGCAGCAGCUGGGCCGGAUGCGGGACGCCUGGGCCAUGCGCCCCUGGUGCCCGCGCGGCCAGCUGGACCUCCCGGCCACGGCCACGGCCAGCCCGGGCGCGGGGGACAGGGAGGAGGAGGAGGACGCAGGGACAGCGCUGUCUGCAGGAGGAGGAGGUCUGGUGGGGAGCGCCGAGGAGGUGGCCAAGGCGGCGGGCCCCCAGGCGCCGCCGUCACCGUGGACACCGCUGUCACCGUGGGCUCUGGCGCUGCUGGCACUGCUGGCCCUGCUCUACCUCUUGCCCCGCCAGUGGCCCCAGCCCCAGCUGCGCCACCGGAGCCCCCCGCCCCUGUGAGACCCCCAGUAAAGGCUGUUUGGGCA